This is a messenger RNA of Penicillium bovifimosum, 1458 nucleotides long. RefSeq names its product aldehyde dehydrogenase family protein. Gene Ontology annotation, molecular function: aldehyde dehydrogenase (NAD+) activity. The record is from RefSeq and is a predicted model, not a curated record. NCBI's taxonomy places the organism in Eukaryota, Fungi, Ascomycota, Eurotiomycetes, Eurotiales, Aspergillaceae. Bases 1 to 1458 code for a protein of 485 amino acids. The transcript is spliced from 5 exons.
AUGUCGCUUUCCACUACCAUCAAGACCCCCAACGUCACUUAUGAGCAGCCUCUUGGCUUGUUCAUCAACAACGAGUUCGUCAAGAGCGUUGACGGCAAGACCUUCGAGACCGUGAACCCUACCGACGAGAAGGUCAUCACCUCUGUCUACGAGGCUACCGAGAAGGAUGUCGACAUCGCUGUCAAGGCCGCCCGUGAGGCCCUCGAGGGUGCCUGGAAAAAGGUGACCCCUUCGGACCGUGGCCGCAUGCUCACCAAGCUGGCCGAUCUCUUUGAGCGUGAUAUGGAGAUUCUGGCUUCCAUUGAGGCCCUCGAUAACGGCAAGGCUGUCACCAUGGCUAAGGUCGACAUCGCCAAUGCUGCCGGUUGCCUGCGCUACUACGGUGGUUGGGCUGAUAAGAUCACCGGUCAGACCAUUGACACCAACCCAGAGACCCUUUCUUACACCCGCCACGAGCCCGUCGGUGUUUGUGGCCAGAUUAUUCCCUGGAACUUCCCCCUUCUCAUGUGGUCCUGGAAGGUCGGUCCUGCCGUCGCUACCGGUAACACUGUGAUUAUCAAGACCGCCGAGCAGACUCCUCUGUCUGGCUGGCUUCCCCCUGGUGUCGUCAACGUCAUCUCCGGCUUCGGCCGUACUGCCGGAGCUGCCAUCUCCAGCCACAUGGACAUUGACAAGGUUGCCUUCACCGGUUCCACCCUUGUCGGCCGUAUGAUUCUGCAGGCCGCCGCCAAGUCCAACUUGAAGAAGGUCACUCUCGAGCUGGGUGGCAAGUCCCCCAACAUUGUCUUCGAGGACGCCGAUAUUGACAAUGCCAUCUCAUGGGCCAACUUUGGUAUCUUCUUCAACCACGGCCAGUGCUGCUGCGCUGGUUCUCGCCUGCUGGUCCAGGAGAGCAUCCACGACAAGUUCGUCGCCCGCUUCAAGGAGCGUGCCGCUCAGAACAAGCUUGGCAACCCCUUCGAGGGUGACACCUUCCAGGGUCCCCAGGUUUCCCAGCUCCAGUUCGACCGCAUCAUGGAGUACAUUAACCACGGCAAGAAGGAGGGCGCCACCGUCGCCCUGGGUGGUGAGCGCCACGGCACUGAGGGCUACUUCAUCCAGCCUACUGUCUUCACCGACGUUACCCCCGACAUGAAGAUUGCCCAGGAGGAGAUCUUCGGUCCCGUUAUUACCGUCACCAAGUUCAAGGAUGAGGCCGAUGCCAUCCGCAUUGGCAACAGCACCGAAUACGGUCUUGCUGCUGCUGUUCACACCAAGAACGUCAACACUGCCAUCCGCGUGUCCAAUGCUCUCAAGGCUGGUACCGUGUGGAUCAACAGCUACAACCUGAUCUCCUACCAGGCUCCCUUCGGUGGCUACAAGACUUCCGGUCUCGGCCGUGAGCUUGGCUCCUACGCCCUGGACAACUACACCCAGGUUAAGACGGUGCACUACCGCCUGGGUGAUGCUCUGUUCUAA